Messenger RNA from Scheffersomyces amazonensis, 538 nucleotides. RefSeq names its product Sm-like protein (gene SNP3). Gene Ontology annotation, molecular function: RNA binding. Gene Ontology annotation, cellular component: precatalytic spliceosome; U6 snRNP; Lsm1-7-Pat1 complex. The coding region runs from base 45 to 335 and encodes 96 amino acids. Lineage: Eukaryota; Fungi; Ascomycota; Pichiomycetes; Serinales; Debaryomycetaceae. The record is from RefSeq and is a predicted model, not a curated record. Gene Ontology annotation, biological process: mRNA splicing, via spliceosome. The transcript has 2 exons.
AAGUACAUCAGGCAUAUCUCAAUAACAAACAUAUUAUAACUAAGAUGUUGUUUUUCAGUUUUUUUAAGACCCUAGUAGAUCAAGAAGUAACGGUUGAGUUAAAAAAUGAUAUUGAAAUUAAGGGUACAUUAAAGUCUGUGGACCAAUAUUUAAACUUGAAAAUAGACAACAUAUCUACUGUUAAUGAAGGCAAAUAUCCACAUUUGAAAUCCGUUAAGACUCUAUUUAUUAGAGGAUCUACUGUUCGUUACGUUCAUAUGAGUCCAUCAUCGGUGGAUUGCACUUUAUUGCAAGAUGCAUCUAGAAGAGAAGCUUUAGUUCAAUCAGCUAAAUAGUUAUUUAUGAUACUUAUUUACCUAUUUCCCAUGUAAUAUACGAUUCAAAUUCCGGCAUUUAUAAUUAUUAAGUUUAUUUAUCAACAACAGGCUUUGUGAGCCUCUCCAAACAUUUUGCUCUCAGAUGCCCAUGCUUCUUACAGUAUGAGCAUAUUCGUUUAGAGUUACUGUUAUAGCUUUUAUUAUUAUUAUUAUUAUUAUUA